CGCGACCCAGUGACCAACCCAAAUCAAAGCCGACGCGCUCGAAGCCGCUAGAAGAAGAAGCAGCCAUCCGAGUCGUCAUCGGCGGCGGCGGCGGCGGCGGCGAGGCGAUGGGGGUGGUGGGGGCGUUGCUGGGACCGGAGGCGGAGGCGCUGGUGAGGCUGCGGGCGGCGGCGUGGCGGCUGCGGAGGGAGGUCGCCGCCGCCACCGACGACGACGAGCACUGGGCCUUCGCCUACUCCAUGCUGCACCGCGUCUCCCGCAGCUUCGCCAUCGUCAUCCAGCAGCUCGGCCCCGACCUCCGCAAUGCCGUGUGCGUCUUCUACCUCGUGCUUCGGGCGCUCGACACCGUCGUUCUGUUCUGAUUGGAGUGCAGAAGAUGAUACUAGCAUCCCUACUGAGAUUAAGGUGCCCAUUCUUCAGGAAUUCCACCGUCAUAUCUAUAACCGGGAUUGGCAUUUCUCAUGUGGAACAAAGGACUGCAAGAUUCUGAUGGAUAAAUUCCACUAUGUUUUGACAGCUUUCUUGGAGCUUGGUUCAGGAUACCAAGAGGCAAUUGAAGAAAUUACCAGGAGAAUGGGUGCAGGAAUGGCAAAGUUUAUAUGCAAGGAGGUUGAAACUGUUGAUGAUUAUGAUGAGUACUGUCACUAUGUGGCAGGGCUAGUCGGCAUUGGACUUUCAAGGCUCUUUCAUGCUGCUGGGUUAGAAGAUCUUGCUCCCGAAUCGCUUUCUAAUUCAAUGGGUUUAUUUUUGCAGAAAGUCAAUAUUACUCGGGAUUACCUGGAGGACAUAAAUGAGAUACCAAAAUCACGCAUGUUCUGGCCACGAGAAAUAUGGAGUAAAUAUGUUGACAAACUUGAGGAUCUCAAAUACGAAAAUAAUUCAGUGAAGGCAGUAAAAUGCUUGAAUGAGAUGGUGACUAAUGGUUUAAUACAUACUGAAGAUUGCCUUCGGUAUAUGUCUGCUCUAAAGGAUAUUACUAUUCUCCGUUUUUGUGCAAUACCCCAGGUAAUGGCACUUGCAACCUAUGCUCUGUGCUAUAACAAUGUGAAUGUAUUUCGAGGAGUUGUGAAGUUGAGGCGUGGGCUGACUGCACGAAUAAUCAAUGAAACAAAUUCUAUGGCUGAUGUGUACACUGCUUUCUAUGAAUUCUCUUCACUGCUUGCAGAAAAGAUUGAUGAUAAUGAUCCAAAUGCGUCGCUUACACGGAAACGUGUGAAUGCAAUAAAGGAGACCUGCAAAUCAUCCGGUUUGCUGAAGAUAAGGGGAUAUGACUUGGAUAGGCCAAAAAGGAACCCUGCUAUGAUCAUGAUGCUACUGCUGCUCUUGGUAGCUAUUUUCUUGGGAGCUCUGUAUAGGAGGUGAUCGAUCCUCUGUAAUGACCACCUACGUACCUUUCUAUUCAACAAUCUUAUAACCUAUAUUGUUUCAGCCCAUGAGACCACCAUAAACAUAUUUUUGUAUCAGUACUGUUGUAUAAGUGGAAGACUAACGUUAGAUGUUGUGCUGGUUGCUAAUGGUCAAUUUAGCACGUCAAGCUAUAUCUCUGAUAGUUCACUAUACCUCUGGUUACGUUCCUGUAAAUUAAUAACUAUAUUCAUCCCAAUAUCUGUUCUGUUGUGUGAAUUAGGCAGUAGAUACACAGAGCGUGGUGUAUAUAUAGUUUGAAACUGUUGCAUAUU
This is a messenger RNA of Oryza sativa Japonica Group (Japanese rice), 1679 nucleotides long. RefSeq names its product squalene synthase 8. The record is from RefSeq and is a predicted model, not a curated record. Gene Ontology annotation, biological process: farnesyl diphosphate metabolic process; lipid biosynthetic process. Gene Ontology annotation, cellular component: endoplasmic reticulum membrane. Lineage: Eukaryota; Viridiplantae; Streptophyta; Magnoliopsida; Poales; Poaceae. Gene Ontology annotation, molecular function: squalene synthase [NAD(P)H] activity.